AUGCCAGCUCGGCAGUUGCGGGUUGCCUUUGGCCACGACGUCGCCUGCUGCAUCUGGACUCUCAUUCUUUUGGAUGAUGGGGAAAGCUGGGUGUCGUGGACCUUACUGAAUAGACCAGGUUUUGCUUUCAGCCUCGUGUCAUUUUUCUUUUACUCUUUGAAAAAGAACUCUUGCUUCUUCCCCUCUGCAUUUCGACUUCGAUUUCAUUCCAACAACGAAAACAAAAAACACACAAAAAAACACAAAAAAAAGGGGUUCGCGCAUACAGCCAACAAAAAUGAACGCCCAAAUCUCGCGGGCCUGAUAUACUUCUCUCAAGUAUUCAUUUUUCCCAAAGACAGCCCCCCCCCCCUUCUUACGUGGACGGAACCUUUUCUCCACACGAAACACAGCGAAAGAAAGCCUUGA
Messenger RNA from Cordyceps militaris CM01, 408 nucleotides. RefSeq lists its product as uncharacterized. Bases 1 to 408 code for a protein of 135 amino acids. The record is from RefSeq and is a predicted model, not a curated record. The transcript is spliced from 3 exons. NCBI's taxonomy places the organism in Eukaryota, Fungi, Ascomycota, Sordariomycetes, Hypocreales, Cordycipitaceae.